AUGCAUCGGCAAUGUCUGCACCGAAACGAAGCCGACUUGCGACAGGGUGGUGACAUCCACUCGCAAAUUUGUCAACAUUGUCGGAGUGCUGGUGUUCAAUGCGACCGCACAAUAAUCCGGUUUCGCAGUGGGUUGGCAUUGUCCAAAAACCAGGAUGAUGCAUUUCCAGAUCACCAGGCCUGGCCACGACUACAUGGAAAAGUCCGCUUCCAUGAUGAGACUCCAGAGAUAGUAAACCUAUAUUUGAGCUCCCGAGAGGAUGACCACGAUCAUUGGAUUCAGAAUACAGAGAAGAGCCCUAGCCCAGAGGAAAGAAACACACGCACGCCAGGACUUUCUCCAAGCACGCAACAGCAGCACAUCAAUCAUAUCUCACCACAAAGGCCGCAUGAUCCUAUCGACGUUUCACCUUCUAGUGUAUCAUUCUACUCCACAUCUACCACGCGGACAAGCUCAAAGCCAUUCCAGCCUUUCACCGAGAGAGAAGCUAUUUUGGUGCGGAAUUUUGUGGAAAAUAUGGCUCUUUGGGCUGAUAUCACCGACCCGAACCGGCACUUUGAAGUAGAUGUGCCCACCAGAGCCUUCAAUCAGCCUGUUCUACGCUAUGCAAUCUUUGCUUUUUCAUCUCGCCAUUUGAAUAGGAAAACAGAUAACGCAGCAGAAGCACUACAAUAUCAUAAUCUUUGUGUGCAAAUUCUCAUCCCCGCGCUUUCUGAUCCCGAAGAACAUAUAACUGAAGAUAUUCUAGCCGCGGUGGCUAUUCUGCGGCAACAUGAAGAAAUGGAUGGGGAGGAUAAUCAAUUCCACUUAACAGGAACGACUCAUAUUUUAAACACCGUUUCCACAUUUGGCUCCUCGGGUGGUUUAGGGGAAGCAGCAGCUUGGCUUUGUUUGCGUCAGGACAUAUACGUUUCUUUGACCACUCGGCAACCCCUUCGAACCAAUUUGGAGAAUUUCUACGACUCGGACAUCUUCCAGCGAGAUGACGAUUUUGCAUGGUCUAGUCGAAUUGUGUUCUUACUCGCCAAAGUGCUUCAAAGCGCGUUCUCCGACUCCUCCAUAGUCAAUACUAUCAACGACAAGGUGGAGGCGUGGUUCAGCUCGAAACCACUUACAUUUGAGCCAGUACGACUUGUACCCCGUGGAUCAGAGAGUGAUCGACGGUUUCCAGCUAUUUGGAUGUUAUUGCCUGUGCAUGUCAUUGGUCUACAAUACUACCACAUUGCCAAGAUAAUAUUGACACUGUCCGAAUUUCCUCCAUCAUCGUCCGCAUACGACAGUUUGCGACAUUCCCGCAUGAUUGAAGUCAGACAUCCCUCAGAAAAUGGUGGAGCAGUUGCUAAUAAUCUACGCUCGCUACAGAAAAACGUUCGUCAUCAUCUCCUUACAAUACUUGGCUUAGCACAGUCAAACUCUCGAGCCGAAAACACACUAUUCACUGCACGCCACAGUCUAGUCGCUUGGGGCUGGGUGCUUCGACAUCGCAGUGACCAAGAGGCAGCAGUGGCGCUCCUUCAUGAUAUGCACGCGAGGACAGGAUGGAAUAUGGAUGGGUUGGUUCAAUCACUGCGACAGCAAUGGCAAGAUGAAGAUGUUAUCUAUGAAGGGUGA
This is a messenger RNA of Penicillium pulvis, 1611 nucleotides long. RefSeq lists its product as uncharacterized. NCBI's taxonomy places the organism in Eukaryota, Fungi, Ascomycota, Eurotiomycetes, Eurotiales, Aspergillaceae. The transcript has 7 exons. The coding region runs from base 1 to 1611 and encodes 536 amino acids. Gene Ontology annotation, cellular component: nucleus. Gene Ontology annotation, biological process: positive regulation of transcription by RNA polymerase II. Gene Ontology annotation, molecular function: DNA-binding transcription factor activity; transcription cis-regulatory region binding. The record is from RefSeq and is a predicted model, not a curated record.